AUGUCUGGUAAGAAUACCAUUGUAGAAAAGCACCCCAAUAUAGAACAAAUGUCAUGGUCGACUUCAUGACUAUCCACCAAAAAUCAUUCAUUGCAACAUCACCUCUGUCCCCACAGCACCGAAGGAGAAGCCGUGUUACACUCUGCCCACAGUGAAGAAACUCCUGGAGCAGAAGAGGAAGAGGGAGACCUCCUCGACGGCAACAAUCAGUACCGGUGUCCCCACUGCCGCUGUCCUCUCCCAACAGGUGUCAACACCAGAGAAGUCUACCUCAACAGGUGAGUACUGCUUGAAGCACCCAUGUAAGCCAUUUGCAACCCAACCAGACCUGGGUCAAAUACAUUGUCAAAUCAUUUCAAAUAUCUUCCAUUGACAUUGACAGAUGGCUUGACUUGUGACCCUCCCAGGUGUAGCCAGCAGCUACUCAGACAUGGCAGUGGGGUAUGAGAGAUGGGUUUCUAUGGAUGAGCACCAAGCCCCCUUGGCCAUACAGGAAGGACCAUUCUCCCCUAUGGGGAUCAAUUACUUCUCCAGCCCAUCCACCUCAAUGGACUACAGUCACACUCCGGCCUACAGCCGUCCGAUGGCCUCCAGCUACAACACACAGCAGAUUCAGGACUACCCAGACACCACGAUGCCUCAGCAAUAUGUAAGGAGGACUUGUUUCUCGAACAGAAGCAAUUUGACAUUACAUCAUCAUUUUGACUACUUGUUGUUCUCGUGCUAUUAAAUACAUGAACAGUAUGUGCUAUAGCAUUUAUGAUGAUACCAAUAUUUUACCUUUACAGACGGAGUGUCCAGUGACCGAGGCUGUGUCUAGUUUGGUUCCUUCUGGGCCCCUGCAGACCCCUGUCUACUCCUGGUCGUCGGGAACCUUGGGCCCCACAGAGCCUGUCCAGCAGGUGUUUAGUGGCCAGAUGGAUGUCAUCAAGCUGGAGGAAGCCAGGAUAUUCCACAGAGGGAUGGACUACAGCAGAACCACCUGGCAGGAUGACGACGGAGACACGUGAGUGUGUGUGUGUGUGUGUGUGGGGGGGGGCUUGUUACCUGAUGUUGAGAAAGUAGACAUGACUAAGUUUGAGAAAAUGUUAAGAGAAACUUGGCAAAUAAAAAUAAAAGUGUCUCAUGUCUCAUGGGACUUUACAACAUUUUCGACUGAAACCAAUUUGUCAUGUUGUAUUGUCUUGUCAGGAUUCUGCAUAUCUACACAGCCAAGGGCCUGAGGGAGUAUGCAUUUGCUGCAGCAGAGAGGCUUGCUGAGCUUGGUAGGCUAGACUCCAAGGAACACAAGGGGAAGGUAUGCACCAAGAAGACACUUCUACUUUAGAGAACACAGGAUUGAGUAAAACAUAAAUGAGAUGCUUCCUCUAAAAUAAAUGUGUGGAUGCCACACAUAGUGAGCCUUAGUUUAAUAGUAUUAACCCCCCCUCCCUCCGGUAUCCCAGACUGCUUUGCUGGUGGCGGUGACUGCUAACCAUCCGGAAAUCGUCCAGGAUCUGUUGUCUUUAGGAGCAGAUAUAAAUGCCUGUGAUGUCAAAGGUCAAACAGCACUUCAUCUUGCUGCCACCUAUGGCUUCCCCAGGGUUAUGCAGGUAAACCAGCAGCACUGCCUUCAACCAAAGUUAUCAUCUGUUAGGGCUCAAUCUAGAUAAAUAACAAAUGAUGUGAAUAACCAAUCAUUUUCAAUCUUUGGAUCUGUAUUUGUAGGUUAUUCUCUCCUUUGGGCCUGGAGUGAACCUUGAGGCUCGCAAUUUUGAAGGUAACAUCCAGCUUAUGACAAAUGAGAACAACACAACCAUUACUCAAAAGACAUCUGACAAACGAUAUAAUAAGACAACAGAAUAAGUAACAACAAUAGAAUAAAGUAUUUUCCCACUCCUGUCUCAGGUCUGACUCCUCUGCACUGUGCAGCCAUCUCCCACGGUGGCACCAUGAAGACUCUCUCCUCCCUCUCCUCCACGGGGCUGGGUGAUGCCAGCCUCCAUGCCCUGGCAGAGGAGAAGCUCUCCUGGCUGCAGAUGCUGCUCAACACCGGAGCCUCCCUGACCAGCCAGGUACUGAAUGCACUACUUAAAUGUAACGUACUAGAGUUAGUAUUUUAGAGACUGUAUUCUACAGGAGGUGCCAGUACUCAAUAAGUAGAAAACACCAUCUAUACCUCAGUCCUCCCAAGGGAAUGGCAUGGUUCGUUAUGGUAGAAAAUAAAUCACAUCUGGAGCUAUUAGUCAGCUUUUUUCUCCACCCAACCUCACACCUGCAGAAACCUAUGAUGGGUUUUGAAUAUUUUCCUCACCUUCGGUGCGUUGCGGUUUCAUUUUGAUGCUUCAUAUAGUGUUUUCCUCUGUUUCCAGGAAAUCAAAAGUAACAAGACUGUUCUUCACCUGGCUGUGAAGGAGGGGAACAUCCACCUGGUCCGCUACCUGCUGAAGAUCCCCCUGGCCAACAUGAGGGACUUUGUCAACAUGAAGGUCAGUGCUGCUGUGAGAUUGUCUGCUCUUCAAAGAUGUAGAGAAACUGACCUGUGUCCUGAGAGACUCCAUGAAAAGAGAAAAGAGAGGAAGAACAUCUUCAACAGCGUGUGUACAUGUGAAAGGAAAAGAUUGAAAAGAAAGGGAGACUCAUCGACAGUGUGUGCAUAUCUAGUUAUUGCCAUAGUGUUGGUAUAUACUCACAGCUUCAUGAUUCCCUUGACCUCCUCCCCUGCAGGCCCACGGUCAUACCGCGCUGCACAUGGCCGCUGGUCUCCAUGGCAGCCCACACCAAGAGGAGAUGCUGAGGCUGCUGCUUAGCCGAGGGGCCGACCCCAGCAUCCGCAACCUGGAGAACGACCAGCCUGCACACCUGCUGCAGAGUGGACCCCAUGGGGAACAGGUGAGCAGUCAGACAGACAGACAGCUAAUGGCCAUUUUGUUUCAUUCAUAUAAUCUCAGCUCACCUAUCCCUGUCCCAUCUGUUUUCAGCUCAAGCUUAUCCUGAAGAAGCGAAGUGCUUCCUCUCGUCGACGUGUAAUGUCCUUACAGGACCAAGAGUGA
This is a messenger RNA of Coregonus sp. 'balchen', 3032 nucleotides long. Lineage: Eukaryota; Metazoa; Chordata; Actinopteri; Salmoniformes; Salmonidae. The record is from the annotation of a GenBank genome assembly.